GGGAGUGAAGAGCAAUCAGGAGAGGCGAGGGCAGGCCGGGAGGGAGAGAGAAGAGCGAGGUAGCGGAGAGGGAGGGGAACAGAGAGAGGGAAAGGAGCGGAGACUGCAAGCAGGCAGUGAGAGCGGCGAGAGAGAGAGGGAGAGAGAGAGAGAGGGAGAGAGAGAGGGAGAGAGAUCACAGCGCGGCGAGACGGAGUGAGCAGACAAACGGAGGUAGCAGAGAGCGCGAGAGAAGGAAGGAGAGAGCCCGGACGGACGAGCGUCUCGCUCCACACGCUUCGCCUCUGCCCCCCCCUCCUCCUGCCUGUCACGGUUGUAGCCCGCGCCUCCGUCAUGGACAUCGACAUCCAGCACCCGUGGCUUCGUCACCCGUUCGGCUCGCCGCUCUUCUUCCCGGCGCGCGUCUUCGACCAGCACUUCGGCGAGGGCCUGCUGCCCAGGGACGCGUGCGCUCUGCCCGGCACCCUGGGCUCCAUCUUCUCGCCGCUCUACUGGCGCGAACCGGGCUGGCCGGCUACCCGGAGCGAUGUGCCUGCGUCUGGGGGGGCCGAUGGGAGCAAAGACAACCCCGAGGCUCGCCUGAGGAGCGGCCUCUCUGAGAUGCGCCUCGACGAGGAUCAGUUCGCCGUGCAUCUGGACGUGAAGCACUUCGCGCCCGAGGAGUUGGGCGUCAAGGUGGUGGACGACUUCAUCGAGGUGUACGCCAAGCACGAGGAGCGACAGGACGAGCACGGCUUCAUCUCGCGAGAGUUCCGCCGCCGCUACCGCCUCCCCGCGAGCGCCGACGCGGGCGCCGUGGCGGCGGCGCUGUCCCCGGACGGGGUGCUGAGCGUGCGCGCGCCGCUUCACCCGCCAAGCGCAGCGCCCGCCGAACGCGCCGUGCCCAUCACGCGCUCCGCAAAGUCGCCCGCCGUCAUCGGCAGCGACGACUGAGAGGCGGUGACCGCCCGGCCCGGCCGCUCGCCACCGCCUCGCGUGGCCGUAACCCAAACCUCGCCGCACACGCCACUCACGCCACACGCGGCGAUCACACCCACCGCUCGCAUGACACACAUCAGCAUACACACUGAGUACACGCGCCACUCACGCAACAAACACAGUGAGCAUACACACCACUCACACCACACAGUGAACACACGCGCCACUCACACCACACAGUGAACACACGCGCCACUCACACCACACAGUGAACACACGCGCCACUCACACACC
Messenger RNA from Petromyzon marinus (sea lamprey), 1212 nucleotides. RefSeq names its product alpha-crystallin B chain-like. Gene Ontology annotation, cellular component: nucleus; cytoplasm. Gene Ontology annotation, molecular function: structural constituent of eye lens. Lineage: Eukaryota; Metazoa; Chordata; Hyperoartia; Petromyzontiformes; Petromyzontidae. The record is from RefSeq and is a predicted model, not a curated record. Gene Ontology annotation, biological process: response to heat; protein refolding; negative regulation of apoptotic process.